Messenger RNA from Paraglomus occultum, 1608 nucleotides. NCBI's taxonomy places the organism in Eukaryota, Fungi, Glomeromycota, Glomeromycetes, Paraglomerales, Paraglomeraceae. The record is from the annotation of a GenBank genome assembly.
AUGUCAUUCACCGAAGAAACCCCGUCUGACUCUUAUCAGCCAGAAGAUACGUCGUACGUUCACCACCAGCAAAGAGCGUUAAAAAUACUUGCUAUUGGUACCGCAUACGAGGAUACAAUAUUGUAUGUAGAAAAGUUCCCGCCCGAGGAUGGCAAACAAAGAGCGCAAAAAGUGGAGAAACGAAGGGGUGGAAAUGCAGGAAACACGUUGACCAUAUUAUCACAAUUUCCGAACUUUCAGUCUUAUUUCAUGGCUUCCAUGGCUUCAGAAGAGGCAUCAAAUUUUCUGAUAAAUGAUUUCGAAAAACAUGGGAUUCAGACCUCUGCAUGUAUAUUCCGCCAGAAUGCAUUUCAUUCUCCAGUAGCAUACAUAAUUCAAGCCGAAGAAACAAGUUCACGGACAAUAAUAAAUUAUAAUAGCAUAGAGGAAUUAACCUCAGCUGAAUUCGGAGAAAAAUUUGAUGAACUUUGUGAUGGCGAAACAAUGUCAUCUCUAAUAGGCGACGUACCGUUUCAUUGGAUUCAUUUUGAAGGAAGAAACGUUGAAGAAACAGCAAAAAUGAUGGAUUAUGUUGACACGAAACCUUGGAGAUCACGGACAGUAGUCAGCGUAGAACUGGAGAAACCACAUAGGCAUGGAUUGGAACACUUAAUGCGUAGGGCGGACGUGAUAUUUUUUUCGAAAGUGUUUGCUGAGGGCAAAGGAUAUGAUCAUCCGGGAGAUUUUCUGACUGUUAUGGCUCCCGCUUGUAAAAGCACAGCCUACUUAUUUUGCACUUGGGGCGAUGCCGGAGCAUCCUGCUUUCAUAACCCGACUCAAAGAUUAUUCACGGCUCCAGCUCUUCCCAUUACAAGAGUCGUAGACACGGUCGGUGCUGGUGACACCUUUAUCGCCGGAGUCAUAUAUGGUCUUUCUCUGGGCGUGGCUCCCGAAAGUGUUCUUCGUUUCGCAUGUGAACUAGCCGGGCAUAAAUGUUUACAGAUUGGUUUCGACGAGGAAAUGAGGGGAGAAACGAAGAGACGUCACCGGCGUCAGAGAAGACGGUAUCAAGAGGAAGACGAAAAUUUCGUGAUAGAGUCCGAUAAAGUGAGGGAUGCUGAGAAUGGGAGAGGAGCAGUAGACGUAAAGAAGAAAGGAAGAAAACGUAUCGUUGGGGUGUACGACGAUAUUAAUGGGGAUAAAGAUUAUAUGGAAGACAUUUCUCAUUCUCCUCAUAGCACGCCCAGAGUUUCAUCAAAAAGAUGGACAUUUAAAUCUUUCCUUCAUCGCAAUUCCAAUUCAUCAUUAUCCGAGAAAAUAUUUCAAAAAUGGCUUCCGUUUAGAGACAAAGAGUCUAUCAAAUCAGAAUCAUCCUCUCGGCGACGCGCCGAUAAGGGCAAAAGUCGGGCAAAAGACGUACCUAACGAUUCAGAAUCACAGAAUUCGAAUGACAUGAACGGAAUGGAUGAUUAUAACUCUCACGGAAAGAGUUUUCAGGAUGCGGCUCAUGUAUACGAUGAUGGUGGAGAAUAUCAGAGUGAGGAGGAUAGUUUUGAGAGCUGUGCAGAAGAUGAACAUGGUUAUAUUUCCGCUGGCGAAACUCAUUAUUAUGAGAACGCCGAAAUCUAG